AUGACAAAAUUCAGACCGUGCAUCGAUCUACACAGCGGCGUCGUCAAGCAGAUCGUUGGCGGUACUCUAUCGAACGAUCCCGCGGCGUUACACACCAACUUUGUCGCAGAGAUGGCUCCAGCAGAGUACGCGCGACUUUACCACGAUAACGGGCUUAUCGGCGGACACAUAAUAAAAUUAGGCGCAGGAAAUGACGAUGCAGCCCUCUCCGCCGUCGCAGCGUGGCCCGACGCGAUGCAUGUAGGCGGUGGGAUUAAUGACGCUAAUGCAGAGCAGUGGAUUGUGGCCGGUGCAGAGAAGGUUAUCGUAACUAGCUUCCUCUUCCCAGACGCUUCUUUCAGCUUAGAGAGGCUGCGCAGUGUAUCCCAGUCUGUUGGAAGGCACAGACUCGUCGUGGAUCUCAGUUGCAGACGUCGUGAUAAUCGCUGGGUGGUAGCCAUGAACAAAUGGCAGACCCUCACCGAUAUGGAGGUCACACAGGAUUCUAUCAGCUUGAUUAGCCAGUUUUGCUCAGAAUUCCUCAUCCACGCUGCCGAUGUAGAGGGUUUGUGUAAUGGGAUCGAUGAGGAUUUGGUGCAGAAGCUCGGCGAGUGGGUUAGUAUACCAACUACAUACGCUGGCGGUGCUAAGCACAUUGACGAUUUGGACCUAGUGAACACCCUAUCACAUGGCAAAGUGGAUCUUACGUAUGGAAGCGCACUUGAUAUCUUUGGCGGCACUCAGGUCAAGUUCGAUCAGCUAGUGGAAUGGAAUAGGAAAAGCAGUUAG
Molecule: messenger RNA, 768 nt
Organism: Wallemia ichthyophaga EXF-994
Lineage: Eukaryota; Fungi; Basidiomycota; Wallemiomycetes; Wallemiales; Wallemiaceae
Product: 1-(5-phosphoribosyl)-5- imidazole-4-carboxamide isomerase
Exons: 5
Coding region: 1-768 (255 amino acids)
Biological process (GO): L-histidine biosynthetic process; L-tryptophan biosynthetic process
Cellular component (GO): cytoplasm
Molecular function (GO): 1-(5-phosphoribosyl)-5-[(5-phosphoribosylamino)methylideneamino]imidazole-4-carboxamide isomerase activity
Source: RefSeq, a predicted model, not a curated record